AUGGUGGGGUCAAUGGCAAAUCCUAGGCUUCGCAGCCUGCUCUGGUGGAGACGGUGGGCCAAGAAGGACUGGGCAAUCGCAGCCGUCGGAUUUACCGUUGUUGCCUUCGCUCUCACUCUCCUCUCCAACUCUUGGCGCGAUGAACCAGACUCCGAAAUCACCCGCCCAUUUCAUCCCAUCACCACCUCCGAUUUGGUCGAAUUAACCUUGUUGCAAAACGCUAAAGCUAGAGGCGCCCUAUGUUUAGAUGGAAGUGCGCCUGGCUACCAUUUGAAAAAGGGCUUUGGAUCAGGAGCUAACAAUUGGCUACUUCACAUUGAGGGUGGAGGUUGGUGCAAUACAAUAGAAUCUUGUUCAUGGCGUAAAGGGACCUCAUUAGGAUCUUCCAAAUACAUGGACCAUAAAGUUCCCUUUUCUGGGAUUUUAAGUUCCCACCCAUCAGAAAAUCCUGAGUUCUUUAACUGGAACAAAGUCAAAAUCCGGUACUGUGAUGGCGCAUCCUUAGCUGGCCACCCAGAAAACGAGCUGAAGAAUGGAUCAGCACCUUUCUUUAGGGGCCAGCUCAUCUGGGAAGCAGUUAUGGAUGAACUCUUGUUAGUUGGCUUGUCAAAAGCCAAACAGGCCCUUCUUUCGGGAUGCUCUGCUGGUGGGUUGGCGACUCUUAUACAUUGUGAUGACUUUCGACGCCUUUUGCCUAUGGAUGCAACUGUCAAAUGUCUUGCUGAUGCAGGUUUUUUUCUUGAUGAGAAAGAUGUUCUCCAACAUCGGACCAUGAGAGCUUUCUAUCAUGAUGUUGUCAUCCUUCAGGGUUUAGCAAAAAGUUUGCACAAGGAUUGUGUUACAAGAAUGGAACCCUCUAAGUGUCUCUUUCCUGAAGAAAUUAUUAAAAACAUUAACACCCCAGUGUUCCUAGUCAACCCAGCUUACGAUUUUUGGCAGAUACAACAUAUCUUGAUACCUGAAGCAUCAGAUCCACAUGGCUAUUGGCAAAAGUGCAAAUUGAACAUUCACAAUUGCAAUCCUAGCCAGCUUGAAAUACUACAAGUUCUAUCCGGCGACUUUAGCGCCAGCAAUGUAGCACUCAAAAAAUUGGAUGUUUACAGGGCAGCUAUAGUUUAUUCCAUCUGCGUUCACAGUAGCAACUGA
This is a messenger RNA of Prunus armeniaca (apricot), 1146 nucleotides long. The record is from the annotation of a GenBank genome assembly. NCBI's taxonomy places the organism in Eukaryota, Viridiplantae, Streptophyta, Magnoliopsida, Rosales, Rosaceae.